Messenger RNA from Carassius auratus (goldfish), 2366 nucleotides. RefSeq names its product cholesterol 7-desaturase. The record is from RefSeq and is a predicted model, not a curated record. Gene Ontology annotation, cellular component: cytoplasm. Lineage: Eukaryota; Metazoa; Chordata; Actinopteri; Cypriniformes; Cyprinidae. The coding region runs from base 142 to 1386 and encodes 414 amino acids. Gene Ontology annotation, biological process: cholesterol metabolic process. The transcript has 7 exons. Gene Ontology annotation, molecular function: 2 iron, 2 sulfur cluster binding; oxidoreductase activity.
AUGCUGUGUGUGACCCCUAGAAAAAAAACAUAGCAUGCAUAAACAAACACUACAGCUAUCUGUCUGCAUAGAAACUAAAAUGACAAGGUCUUAUCGAGAGCACUGACUGACUGUCAUAGUGUAUGUGACAUUGCAGGUGUCAUGGAGAAUUCACGGGCAUCAUUGAUGUUCAAAGUGGUCGCGGUGGCAGCGAUCGGUCUCACCGCCACGUUCGUCAUGCUCGUCCAAGAUCCAGAUACGCUUUUCGGAGGGGGAUACCCAGAACUGUGGCGGAGAACCGGUCUAGCAGGAGCCCCUACGCGAGCGGCAGCCUGCAUAUUCGCGGGCGUGUUCCUCUUAGCGAUGGGCUGGCUGUACAGACUGUUAUUCGCUCCUCUGGAGCUGCUCCGCGGUGUGGAUGAGGUGGGGUACAUCGCGGAGGACGGGCGCUCUCGUGCCCAAGCUGCGAACGAAGUGCGGCGGCGACGGAAGACUGGAGAAUUACCGCCCGUUUAUCCAAACGGCUGGUACCGGGUUUUAGACUCUCACUUGCUGGAGAGAGGAGAUGUGAAGAGUGUGACAGUGCUGGGACAACAGGUGGCAGUGUUCCGUGGGCAGGAUGGCAAGGCCUAUGUGGUGGACGCUUACUGCCCCCACUUAGGCGCCAAUCUGGCUGUGGGUGGGCGAGUCGUAGGGGGAUGCAUUGAAUGCCCUUUCCAUGGAUGGCAGUUCCGUGGGACUGAUGGGAAAUGUGUCAGGAUUCCAUAUGCAGAUAAAGUGCCUGAGUUUGCGAAGGUGCGGUGUUGGCCCAGCUGUGAGAUCAACGGGCAGGUUCUGGUGUGGUUUCACUGUGACGGGCUGGAGCCCAGCUGGAGAGUCCCAGAACAGAGCGAAAUCACCCGCGGGGAAUGGGUGUACCGCGGCCGUACCGAACAUUUCAUCAAUGCACACAUUGAGGAGAUUCCAGAGAACGCAGCGGACAUCGCACACUUGGCUCAUUUGCACACUCCAGGUAUCGUCAGUGGAGUUGAUCUACGCUACACGAACAGCAAGACCUGGGAGUUUAUACGGCACGACUGGAAGGUGGAGUGGAAGCCUGAGCCCGAGCCGGACAAGCACUGCUCGCAGAUGUUGGUGAAACACGCUCUCACCGUGUUCGGACGCCACUGGCCUCUUCUUGAUUUGGACGUUGUGGCCAGACAGGUGGGUCCAGGUGUGGUUUUCCUGCUUUUUGAACACAGUUUUCUGGGUCGGGGUGUGAUCAUGCACUGCGUUACCCCAGUCGAGCCAUUACUACAGUGUGUAUCACACACCAUCUUCUACCAGAGCACCAUCCCUCCCCUGGUACCCAAAUUCAUUCUUCGGGCAGAGUGCAUUCAGGUAAUGCAUAAUUUGAACGAGAUGUGAUGAUCUGGAAUAACAAGACGUACAUCUCCAAACCUAUGCUUGUGAAAGAAGACUCAGCCAUUCAGAAACACAGACGCUGGUUCAGUCAGUUCUACAGCGAGAACAGUCCGCGACUGCGAUACCAGCACGACACUCUGGACUUCUGAACAUCAACUAUGCUUCAGCCCAUAUGGGUUGCUUAAAGACCAAUACCAAUAUUUUUUUAACCAAAUCUGAUAUUUUGUUGGCAUUUCAAAAAAAAAAGAAAAUCAUUAUGCAAAAAUUAUAAUUAUGCAUAAUAAACACAAUGCAUUUCUUGAGUAGUUCUCUCUUUCAACAAACAACGUGCAAAGACAAUAAAGCAAAUGCAAAAUAAAAGUGCACCUGCAUUUGAAUUUUACAAGUCAAAAUCUGGAUAUUAUUAAGUAGGUGACAUGUUUUCUGUUCUGUCUUAAGAACGUUCUGUCCUUGUUGAAGUGCUUCCGACAAUCAUCUGUCUGUAAAUAACAUUUACAAUUGUACCUUUCUAUCUAUGCACUGCUGAACUGAUUGCAGAAUUACACACUACAGCUCCUGCAGUCUGGCUUCACUGCUGUAAUUGGGAUUGGACUGUCUGAGAGUCUUCUAAGCUUCAGCAAGCAGUAAGCUAAAGCCCAAUAUUGCCAUUGUUCUUGCAGAAGCUCCAGUUCUUGUACACAGACCUGUUCGGUAGCACACUAGGAAAAAGGACACAAAGUUCCCAUCUCCUAGAUGUACCCUGAAUAAUGCGAGCAUGUAGUUCUACCCUCAGACAGAUAUAACUGUUCCAUCUUUGGCACAUAACUCAUCCCACACUGUUUGUGCUAGUUACAGGAUACCUAAAAAAAGAGGUAUACAUUAACUUUCAUAUGAAAUUAAAGUUAGGAUGUUUGUCUGGUGAAUGAUAAAUGGGCAAAAAAAAAAAAAAAAAAUCAUCCCACAGACUUACAAUAAGGGCUUUCUUGACUUGAGGCAGCAUAGCA